Molecule: messenger RNA, 1999 nt
Organism: Malus domestica (apple)
Lineage: Eukaryota; Viridiplantae; Streptophyta; Magnoliopsida; Rosales; Rosaceae
Product: katanin p60 ATPase-containing subunit A1
Biological process (GO): microtubule severing
Cellular component (GO): microtubule cytoskeleton
Molecular function (GO): microtubule binding; ATP hydrolysis activity; microtubule severing ATPase activity
Source: RefSeq, a predicted model, not a curated record
GCUCAUCAUCCUAGAGAGAGAGAGAGAGAGAGAGAGAGAGUUCUAGAGGGAGAAACUAUCCGGUUCGAGUGUCAGCUUCGUCGUUUUCCUCCUCAGCACAUGAACCCUAAUUGACGGAACCCUAGAAAAUCAGAGCGAGAGAGAGAGAGAGAGAGAGAGAGAAUGGUGGGGCCAACGCUGGUGGGUCUUCAAGACCACCUGAAGCUGGCGAGGGAGUACGCAAUGGAAGGGCUCUACGACACCUCCCUGAUCUUCUUUGACGGCGGAAUUGCUCAGAUCAACAAGCACCUAAGCACACUCGAUGAUCCAUUGAUUCGUGCGAAAUGGAUGAAUGUAAAGAAAGCACUUUCUGAGGAAGCAGAGGUUGUGAAGCAAUUAGAUGCAGAGAGAAGUGCAUUUAAGGAUAUUCCCGUGGGCCGGCGCCCUUCGUCACCUCCAGUUCAUGCUAAGUCGUCAUUUGUUUUUCAACCCUUAGAUGAAUACCCAACUUCUUCUGGUUUUCCCAUAGAUGAUCCUGAUGUGUGGAGGCCACCAAGUCGGGACACUUCGGGUAGAAGACCUGGAAAGGCUGGCCAAGGUGGUACGAGGAAGUCACCACAAGAUGCAACUUGGGCUCGUAGCUCUGCAACCAAAACAGGCACACCUGGCCGUGGUGCAAAGGCUGGUGGAUCAAGUAGGACUAACUCAGGGGCUCGAACUUCUACUACUGGAAAGAAAGGCACUGGUUCUGGCAAAUCUAGCAAGGCAGAUUCAGCGAAUGGUGAUGCUGAAGAUGGAAAGUUGAAGAGGUCACAGUAUGAGGGACCUGAUCCGGAUUUGGCUGAAAUGCUUGAGAGGGAUGUACUGGAAACCAGUCCUGGAGUGAGAUGGGAUGAUGUUGCUGGUUUACAAGAAGCAAAGAGACUUUUAGAGGAAGCCGUUGUGCUUCCUUUGUUAAUGCCGGAAUAUUUUCAGGGAAUUAGGAGGCCAUGGAAGGGUGUUCUAAUGUUUGGUCCUCCUGGCACUGGGAAGACGUUACUUGCUAAAGCUGUUGCUACUGAGUGUGGCACAACUUUUUUCAACGUCUCCUCUGCUACUUUAGCUUCAAAAUGGCGUGGAGAGAGUGAACGUAUGGUACGGUGCUUAUUUGAUCUUGCAAGAGCUUAUGCGCCAAGUACCAUCUUCAUCGAUGAAAUUGAUUCGCUCUGCAAUUCCCGGGGGGCAUCAGGGGAGCAUGAGUCAUCCAGAAGGGUGAAAUCUGAACUUCUAGUUCAGGUAGAUGGGGUCAACAAUACUGGUACUAAUGAAGAUGGUACUCGUAAAGUAGUGAUGGUUUUGGCAGCUACUAACUUCCCAUGGGACAUAGAUGAGGCACUCAGGAGGAGGCUGGAGAAACGUAUAUAUAUUCCCCUUCCAAAUUUUGAGAGCCGUAAAGCACUUAUUCGGAUAAAUAUGAAAACUGUCGAGGUGGCCCCUGACGUAGAUAUGGAUGCUGUGGCUCGUCGAACAGAGGGAUAUAGUGGUGAUGAUCUCACAAACGUUUGCAGGGAUGCUUCCUUGAAUGGGAUGAGGCGCAAAAUAGCUGGAAAGACACGUGAUGAGAUUAAGAGCAUGUCCAAGGAUGAUAUUUCAAAGGAUCCUGUUGCCAUGUGUGACUUCGAAGAAGCCUUGGCGAAGGUCCAACGGAGUGUUUCUCAAGCUGAUAUUGAACGGCAUGAGAAAUGGUUUCACGAAUUUGGAUCAGCAUAAAGUUUAUCAGCUCAUAUUGGAUUGUUGCAGUGCAUGGUCGAGUUUCCGAGUGAUUGUCUUGUUGUCCUUGAUAUUCCCAUUUGAGUUUAGGCAGAAAUUAGUUGGUGUACCCCAAAGUGUUGGAAGAGUGUCUCAUAGUGUUGUGCUAUUUUGCAUCUGUAACCGUGUAUGUGUAUAGAAUCUGCUUUUCGCAGAGCUUAUUUUAAUUUUUAUCCAUACUAAUACACUCCAAAUUUCAUUCAGUGAUUUAUAACUAGACAUUCAGUGAAAA